Pimephales promelas (fathead minnow) is the source of this 1605-nucleotide messenger RNA. RefSeq lists its product as uncharacterized. Lineage: Eukaryota; Metazoa; Chordata; Actinopteri; Cypriniformes; Leuciscidae. The record is from RefSeq and is a predicted model, not a curated record.
UGACACCGACAAGGAAGUCAUGCUGGUUUCGCAAAAGCCGGUUUGGGGAGCUCAGCAGCGUCAGCGGUUUUUAUUCAAACGCUCUUUCUUUAAACGAAUGAAGCCAACGAAUGUAUCCUUUAACCGCCUAGAGAAUGAGAUCAUCACGUGUCAGGCUGUUUCACAUUCAUUAAAAUGAGUGUCAUCAUCAGGAGUCACUCGCAUGGAAUCUGGAGGGAUUCAUCAGUCACUCGUCGCCAGAGAUAAGUAUCCUAGUCUACGUUGAAGUAUCUUUUAAGUCUAUAUCUGUAGUUUUAAAUAUACCCUCAUAUAAAGAUUUUAGUACUAUGUAUAACGCGGAGAUGAUCCCUGAAAGAAUUAUCGACCAAAACAAUGAAAACAGAAGUGACGUGAACUCUGACGGGGCAGGUCAAGAUAAAGACUCUACGAGGAGACCUUCCAGAAAAAUCGUCCUUCACUUUGAUCUCAACAACACAAUCCUUGUAUCUGACGCAGUCACAAGACAAGGAACUGUAGGUGCUCUUGAAUAUUUCCUGUCCACGGUGACCUGGGGGCGAAUGACAAAAGGUAAAUGGGAGUGGUUGUCAGAAGCACCAUCUCUCAUCCAGCCUUGUGAGGGCGCUGUUACAUACUACUCUCAGUUCGGCCGAGUGGCGAGCUUCACCACCGUAGGUCCAGGCCGACGGUUCCGGAAGAUCCUGGAAGAACAUCUAGAGCUGCUCCGAUGGCCGCCUGACUUACCUGCGGAUAAGGAGCUAUCUGUUAAGGGAGAAGAUGGGAAACUUUAUCACUGGAUCCUACCUUCCUUCUUCCAGAUGCUGCAGGACUUGGCUUCACAGGGUGUGGAGUUCUCUGUCCUGUUCCGUACGUUUGGCUCAGAUCUGCCCCGUGUCCUGACUGCCAUCCAGCACGCCGUCGAACACGGCUCACAUCCGCUCUUUCCCGACCUCACAGCUCUAAAGUUGAAGGUGAAUGUGAGCGCCGGACGCAUCAGGUGCAGCGGUAAGGGUGCAACGCUGACUCGUGGAGAAGAACAUGUGUCCACACGGGAUGGAGAGCGGUCUGUUUACCAGUAUCUGAGCUCUGCUGAGGGUCUGGGUGGCUUUCAAGACAACUUUGACUGGUGGGCACGGAACACAUACUCCAUUUUAGGAGGAAAACCACUCUGGAUUGACCCUUUUGAUGCCAAAGUUCAGCAUAUCUUCAUUGAUGACAACAUUCGGCAAAAUGACGAGGACACUAUUGUUCAUCCUAAGGUGUUCUUGGCCCCCGAGAGCUUGCAGACUCGAACAGCCUCCACAUCAGAGCUGUAUGAUCUGUGUCUGGUACAGAACGACCUUCUGAAGGCCAUUUCUGAACCUGGAUAUUUCACCCGACGCAUCCAGAUCUGCAUGGAGAACUAUGAGGGGAACAUCCAAACGGGGUAGUUCGAUGAAUCUCAAGUCAUGCAGGGAAACAUGAUAAAGAACACACAAAUGCAUCAACACGAUCCUGUGGUAUGUGUGUAUAUGAAAAAACAUAUUCUCAACCACAGAUCAACACCCUUUAUUUAUCUAAUGAAGAAUGUUGCAAUCAAUAGAUCCAUAUAUAUAUAUAUAUAUAUAU